UUUUAGUUCGUAUUGGGCGACGGUUUUCGGGUUUUGUGUUUUGUGGUGGAUGAAAAUUAUUAUCGGAAUUUGUGUGUAAAAUAGCAUUUUAAAUACCUCAUUUUAUAAUUAAUUUGUAUUUUAAAGCGUUAAUUUUAUCCUUUUCGAACUUUCGCCGAUCUCGUAAUUUCCUUACGCGUAUUUUUCGAUUACCCGUGUGUUCGUUUAUGUUCAGUGUAUGUGAACCUGAACAAUGUAAACCGAUACUCAAAAUGAGUAUUUUACGAUUGUUGGUAGAAAUUUGACACGAUACAAAUAUCGCAAAUAUCAACGGGACUCAAGUUAGCCCAGGUUACCGAUAGCGUGAAGAAGGCGUUACCCAAUCAUGACGACAGAUAUUUCGAUCGUGCGGUGGGAUCCGUCCAUUCCGACCGAAAUCAUCGAAGAUUACGAAUACGACGGUGGAAAUUCGUCGUCUAGACUUUUCGAGAGGUCUAGAAUUAAAGCUUUAGCCGAUGAGCGUGAAAAUGUACAGAAGAAAACGUUCCAAAAAUGGGUCAAUUCCCAUUUAGUUCGAGUCGGUACUAGAAUAGGCGAUUUAUAUGUUGAUCUUCGAGAUGGCAAGAAUCUGCUUAAACUUUUGGAAGUAUUAUCUGGCGAAAGACUGCCAAGACCAACCAAAGGUAAAAUGCGAAUUCACUGCUUGGAAAACGUAGACAAAGCUCUACAAUUCCUAAAGGAACAAAGAGUGCAUUUGGAAAAUAUGGGUUCACACGACAUAGUGGACGGAAAUCCAAGACUUUCACUCGGGCUCAUAUGGACGAUAAUUCUUCGCUUCCAGAUCCAAGAUAUCACUAUACAAGAAGAGCCCGAUAGUAAAGAAACUAAAUCAGCGAAAGACGCCUUGCUGCUGUGGUGUCAAAUGAAGACGGCCGGUUACCACAAUGUGAAUGUGAGAAAUUUCACCACCUCGUGGCGCGACGGAUUGGCAUUCAACGCUUUAAUACACAAACAUCGACCUGAUCUCAUUAAUUUCGAAAAAUUAUCCAAAUCGAAUCCUAUGUACAAUUUGAAUAAUGCAUUUAACGUGGCCGAAGAUAAACUAGGACUUACCAAAUUACUCGAUGCCGAAGAUGUAUUCGUCGAACAACCAGACGAAAAAUCGAUCAUCACAUACGUAGUCACCUACUAUCACUACUUCAGUAAAAUGAAGCAAGAAACCGUACAAGGAAAACGUAUCGGUAAAGUAGUCGGCAUCGCCAUGGAUAACGACCGAAUGAUCAAAGAAUACGAAGGCUUAACUAGCGAUCUACUCCACUGGAUCGAAUCGACAAUCGUCUCGUUGGGUGACCGACGUUUUGCGAAUUCAUUAAACGGUGUUCAACAACAAUUGAUCCAAUUUAAUAAUUAUCGUACGGUGGAGAAACCACCCAAAUUCAUCGAAAAGGGUAAUUUAGAAGUUUUACUGUUCACGUUACAAUCGAAAAUGAGAGCGAAUAACCAAAAACCGUACACACCCAAAGAGGGUAAAAUGAUAUCUGAUAUAAAUAAGGCGUGGGAACGACUAGAAAAAGCUGAACAUGAGAGAGAAUUGGCUUUAAGAGAAGAACUAAUAAGACAAGAAAAACUAGAACAGCUCGCUGCCCGAUUUAAUCGUAAAGCCAGCAUGAGAGAAACAUGGUUAAGUGAAAAUCAACGCCUGGUUUCCCAGGAUAAUUUCGGAUUUGAUCUUGCUGCCGUUGAAGCUGCUGCUAAAAAACACGAAGCUAUUGAAACUGACAUUUUCGCGUAUGAAGAAAGAGUCCAAGCUGUUGUCACUGUCAGCCAAGAAUUAGAAGCUGAAAAUUACCACGAUAUUGACCGAAUCAACGCGAGAAAAGACAACGUGUUGAGAUUAUGGAAUUACUUGUUGGAAUUGUUGCGUGCCAGACGCAUGCGACUUGAAUUAUGUCUACAACUACAACAAAACUUCCAAGAAAUGUUAUACAUUUUGGAUUCGAUGGAUGAACUGAAAAUGCGUCUACAAUCCGAAGACUUCGGCAAACAUUUGAUGGGAGUCGAAGAUCUGUUGCAAAAGCACAGCUUAGUCGAAGCCGAUAUCAACGUGCUCGGUGAACGAGUCAAAGGCGUUGUUCAACAAUCCCAAAGGUUUUUGGACCAAGAAGCUACCGAAGGAUACAGACCUUGUGAUCCUGCAAUCAUCAUCGAAAGAGUACAACAGCUCGAAGAUGCGUACUCAGAGUUGGUUAAAUUGGCGGUGGAAAGAAGGUGCAGAUUGGAGGAGAGCCGCAAAUUAUGGCAAUUCUACUGGGAUAUGGCCGACGAAGACAACUGGAUCAAAGAAAAAGAACAAAUCGUUUCGGCUGGAGAUAUUGGUCACGAUUUGACGACCAUUAAUUUAUUAUUGUCCAAACAUAAGGCACUGGAGAAUGAAAUCCGAAGCCACGAACCACAACUCAUGAGCGUCGCUGCGGUCGGUGAAGAGUUAGUGAGACAGCAGCAUUUCGGUGCCAAGAAUAUUCAAGAAAGAUUAGACGAAACGUUGGGUAUGUGGAAACACUUGCUCGAUUUAACCGAAUACAGACGUAAACGCUUGGAAGGAGCUGUUGAUUUCCAUCAGUUCUUCGCCGAUGCCGACGACGUUGAUUUAUGGAUGUUGGAUACGCUCAGAUUGGUUUCAUCCGAAGACGUAGGACGCGACGAAGCGAACGUACAAUCUUUACUAAAGAAACACAAAGAUGUCAUGGACGAAUUGAAGAAUUACGGACAAGUUAUCGAAGCGUUGCAUCAACAAGCCGCUCAAUUACAAGAACAAGAUCCGGAUGCGCCCGAAGUCAAAGAACGAUUGGCCUCCAUUGAUCACCGAUACAAGGAAUUAUUCGAAUUGGGCAAACUCAGGAAGCAAAGGCUGUUGGAUGCUCAAUCUCUGUACAAAGUGUUCUCCGAAGCUGACGGAGUUGAACAAUGGAUCCACGAAAAGGAUCGUAUGUUGCAGACAAUGGAACCAGUUAAGGAUAUCGAAGAUGUCGAGAUCAUGAAACAUAGAUACGACGGAUUCGAUAAAGAAAUGAACUCGAACGCGUCCCGAGUUGCUGUUGUUAAUCAAUUGGCUCGCCAGUUGUUGCAUGUUGAGCAUCCUAAUUCGGCUGAGAUUGUUGCUCGUCAGAAUAAAUUGAACCACGAAUGGGCCGAAUUACGUGAGAAAGCCGAAGGCAAAAGGGAAGAAUUGAACUCUGCUCAUGGAGUCCAAACAUACCAUAUCGAAUGUCGUGAAACCAUAUCGUGGAUCGAAGACAAAAAACGUAUCCUCCAAUCUACGGAUACUUUGGAGAUGGAUUUGACCGGUAUCAUGACUCUACAGAGACGACUAUCGAGCAUGGAGCGCGAUUUAGCCGCCAUUCAAGCGAAAUUGGACGCUUUGCAAGCCGAAGCCGACACAAUCGCCAAAGAACAUCCGGAAGAAGCCGAAGUAAUCAGAGAACGACGCGAACAGAUUCAAGAAAUCUGGGAACAAUUGACCCAAAUGUUGAAAGAACGAGAUGCCAAACUCGAAGAAAAAGGCGAUCUGCACAGAUUCUUACGCGACCUGGAUCAUUUCCAAGCUUGGCUCACGAAAACUCAGAAAGACGUCGCAUCCGAAGACAUUCCUUCGUCUUUGGCCGAUGCCGAAAAAUUACUCAGUCAACAUCAAACAAUCAGGGAAGAAAUCGAUAAUUAUAUGGAUGAUUACGUCAAGAUGAUGGAAGUCGGUGAUAAAGUCACCGCGGAACCUGGAACUCAAGACGAUCCUCAAUACAUGUUCUUGAGAGAACGUCUUAAAGCUCUCAGAGAUGGAUGGCAAGAAUUGCAUCAAAUGUGGGAAAACCGACAGCAACUAUUGUCGCAGUCGUUGAACUUGCAAAUGUUCAAUCGCGAUGCUCGUCAAGCUGAAGUUUUACUUUCGCAACAAGAACACGUCUUGUCCAAGGAUGAAACUCCGACAAAUCUCGAACAAGCCGAGAAUUUGAUUAAGAGACACGAAGCAUUCUUGACCACUAUGGAAGCCAAUGACGAUAAAAUCAACAAUGUCGUUCAAUUUGCUAACCGUUUGUGCGAAGAAGGACAUUUCGAAUCCGAUAAAGUCAAGAAGAAGGCAGAUAAUAUUAAUGAUAGACGUAACUUGAACAGAGAACGAGCCCUCGAGUUGAUGGAAAAAUUGAAAGACCAAUUGCAGCUUCACCAAUUCUUACAGGAUUGCGAAGAAUUGAGCGAAUGGGUCUUGGAAAAGAAAAUCACCGCUCAAGAUGAAACUUACCGUAGUGCCAAAACUGUACACAGCAAAUGGACCAGACAUCAAGCUUUCGAAGCGGAAAUCGCUGCCAACAAAGACCGAUUGGUUAGAAUCCAACAGGCUGGCGAAGACCUCGUCAAAGAGAAACCCGAAAUGGCAGAAAUCAUCAAACCGAAAAUCGCUGACCUCUCCGAACAAUUCGACGAUCUCGAAAAAACGACCAAAGACAAAGGCGAACGACUAUUCGACGCGAAUCGCGAAGUAUUGGUUCACCAGACCUGCGAUGAUAUCGAAUCUUGGAUGAACGAGUUGGAAAGCCAGAUCGAAUCUCAAGAUACCGGCGCCGAUUUGGCUUCCGUUAAUAUUUUAAUGCAGAAACAACAAAUGAUCGAAACACAAAUGGCCAUCAAAGCCAAACAAGUCGAUGAGCUGAAUACUCAAGCUACCUUCCUUGAAAAAACUGUCCCCGAGAAGAUCGACGAUAUUAAGGCGAAGAAGAGCAAGGUAGAAGAACGAUUCGAGCAAUUGAAAGCUCCCUUAUUGGAACGUCAACAGCAAUUGGCCAAAAAGAAGGAAGCUUUACAAUUCCGACGAGAUGUAGAUGACGAAAAAUUAUGGAUUUCGGAAAAAAUGCCAUUGGCUUUGAAUACGGAAUAUGGAAACACACUUUUCAAUGUUCAUAUGCUGAAGAAAAAGAAUCAGUCUUUGGCCACAGAAAUCGAUAACCACGAACCUAGAAUCCAGACCGUAUGCAACAAUGGCCAAAAACUCAUCGACGAAGGUCACGAAGACGCUGAAUUAUUCACCGAUCUAAUCCACGACUUGAAACAACGAUGGGCCAAGCUCAAAGAAGCUGUCAAUCAACGCUACAAAAUGUUAUUACAAUCUGAAAAUGCCAAACAGUAUCUCUUCGACGCUUCGGAAGCGGAAAGUUGGAUGGGCGAACAAGAAUUAUACUUGAUGAUCGAAGAUCGCGGUAAAGACGCCAUCUCGUGCCAGAAUCUUAUCAAGAAACACGAUACGAUGGAACAAGCGGUGGAAAAUUACGCCGAUACGAUCAGACAACUCGGAGAGACUGCUCGACAGCUCACCAGCGAAAUGCACCCCGAAAGCGAUGUGGUUGCCGUUAAACAAUCUCAAGUCGAUAAGUUAUACGCCGGUUUGAAAGAUCUAUGCCGAGAAAGACGAGCGAAAUUGGAUGAAGCUUCGCAGCUAUUCGCAUUGAACAGAGAAAUCGACGACCUGGAGCAAUGGAUCAACGAAAAAGAGGUGGUGGCCAGUUCGCAAGAUUUGGGACAAGAUUACGAUCACGUUACGCUUUUAUGGGAACGCUUCAGACAAUUCGCUCGCGAUACCGAAGCUAUCGGUACGGAACGUGUACGCAGCGUUAACGCGAUGGCCGAUCAACUCAUCAGCAGUGGACACAAUGAUUCUGCAGUGAUCGCCGAACAGAAAGACGGAUUAAACGAAUCGUGGCAAGAUUUACUCGAAUUAAUCGAUACCAGAACACAAAUGUUAGCAGCCUCUCGCGAAUUGCACAAAUACUUCCACGACUGCAAAGACGUCUUGAACCGUAUUCUCGAAAAGAAGAAUUCCAUGUCCGAUGAACUAGGACGUGACGCCGGCUCAGUCCACACACUUCUACGUAAACAUCAAAACUUCACGCAAGAUUUGCAAACGUUACAAUCUCAAGUACAGCAGAUAAAAGACGAGUCGCGUAAACUGCAAGAAUCCUACGCCGGCGAUAAGGCCAAAGAAAUCACCAAUCGCGAAGAAGAAGUAGUCAAUGCGUGGGAAGGACUUAAGAAAACGUGCGAAGAUCGACGACUCAAACUCGGAGAUACCGGCGAUCUCUUCAAGUUCUUCAAUAUGGUACGAACGCUGAUGCUGUGGAUCGAAGAUGUCAUCAGACAGAUGAACACGUCCGAAAAACCAAGAGAUGUCAGUGGCGUCGAAUUACUGAUGAAUAAUCACCAAAGUUUGAAAGCUGAGAUUGAUACUAGAGAAGAUAACUUCACCGCUUGCUUAUCGUUGGGCAAAGAAUUACUUACCAGGAAUCACUACGCGUCUAAUGAGAUAAAAGAAAAACUCCUAUUGUUGAGCAACCAACGCAAUUCCUUGUUAUCUCGAUGGGAAGAACGUUGGGAGAACCUGCAGCUAAUCCUUGAAGUAUACCAAUUCGCUCGUGACGCCGCCGUAGCCGAAGCUUGGCUGAUCGCUCAAGAACCUUAUCUGAUGAGUCAAGAACUCGGCCACACCAUCGAUGAUGUUGAGAACUUGUUGAAGAAACACGAAGCAUUCGAAAAAUCUGCAAUUGCCCAAGAAGAACGUUUCUGCGCGCUCGAGAGACAUACCACGUUCGAAUUGAAAGAGUUUAAACGACGACAAGAAGAAAAAGAAUUAGAAAAGCAGCGUCAAGAAGAAUUAGCCAAACAAGCAACGCUUCAGGCUUCCGAUUCCAAAGACAAAACUGACGGCGAAGCCGGAGCCGGAGAAGCAACUCAGAACGGCGAAAAAGAAUCCGAAGCUAAAGAGCAUGCUGGCGAGCCUUUAAGCGGAGGUAAACGAUUUAAGAAUAUAACCACACCUGACGCGAAAAAUAGACCUUCCAGUACCACUGGUACUCCAAUUUCUACGCAUGCCACGCCCGUAACGCCUACUUCUAAGGAUCGUAAAAAGGAUCGAUCUCGAUCGAGAUCGCCAUUCCGAAGUUUCCGUUGGAAAAAAUCCACACCUAAGAGUCCGCUAGCUCAGCCAGCUUCCGCUAGCGAUGACGAAGGCAAUAUUAGUCGGGCUGCUGCAGGUCAGUACGGUCCAGCGUCGCCAGGACCUUUGUUACCUUUGGAGUCGACAGUGAUGAGAAAACACGAAUGGGAAUCUACGACGAAAAAAGCAUCUAGCAGAUCAUGGGAGAAGAUGUACAUUAGAUUGCAAGGAUCGACGAUUUGCUGUUACAAAGAUCAAAAGUCAGCUAAAAAUCAUCCCGACGGUUACUACAAAGGUGAACUUCCCAUCGAAUUAAGAGACGGAUCGGUGGAGAAAGCUACCGAUUACACGAAGAAAAAUAACGUAUUUAGAGUAAAAACUGCCGGCGGAGCAGAAUAUUUGUUCCAACCUAAAGAAGAUGACUCGGUAGACAUGCAAACGUGGGUAUCGUCGAUAUCGUCCAUUAUCAGAGAAGGUGCCGUGGCAGGACCUUCGAAAUCGCAAACUUUACCAGCUGCGCCCAGCGAUAGAAAAGACGAACCUAAAAGGCGUAGCUUCUUUACAUUAAAGAAAAGUUAAUCGCGCAAAUGAUUUGAAAGCUUCGGUUCACCAAAUUCAAAAGCCUUCUUAGCAAUUAUUUAUAUGAAUAUAUUUUUUUAAAGUUUAUCUAUCCUUCGAAUAAUCAGAUUCAAACGAUAGUUUUUUUCUUUAUUUUUUAAGGCAUAAAAGAUUAAAAAUAUCAAUUUUAAAAAUUUUAUUUUAUUUUUCACAACACCGUAUUAUUUUUCCCUCUUCUGUCUUUAUUUUUUUUAUUAUUUUUUUAAUUGUACUGCACUAUAUUGUUCAUGUUUUUAAAUUUUAACGAUUGUCACGAUUGUAUUCGCAAUAUACCUACGUUAUUAUUUAAUAUUAUGUACUAUUUUUUUUUCUUCCUGUAUGACGACGAAUAAUAUUGUAUUAAAAUGUGAAAAAAAUUAUUUGUUUAUGGAAUAUUUACUUAGUUUGUAAAUGAAACGCGCGCGUAUUUCGAUUAUAAAUCGGGUAUUCUCGAUGCUUCUUUUUCUAUUUUGUUUACGUUUUUUUUUUCUUUUUUGACUUAUGAAAAUUUUAACUAUGUUUCUCGAAUUUGUUUUUAAAACGCAAUUAAAUCGCCUAUUAUAACUAUUUCCUCUCCCUACCUUCCCCUUUUUUUUCAUCUUUGUAAGUAAUUAGUAAUUUGUUGUAAAGUGUAAUUGAAUUUUUUCGGGCAGCUGUAUUGUCUACGAUUGUGUGUGUGUUUUAGAAUUACGUACGAAUUGUUGCAGACGUGGUAUUGUCCAUCAAAGCUUGUAUACUUUAGAGUGUUGUUAUUUAUCAAUGGCUUUUUAAAAUUGAGUAAUUUUUUUUCUCUCUUAGCAUUUACAUAUAAUUUAUUGCAUUGUGUAUUUUUGCUUUGAAAUAAAACAUGAAUAGUAUCAA
Planococcus citri (citrus mealybug) is the source of this 8413-nucleotide messenger RNA. RefSeq names its product spectrin beta chain (gene beta-Spec). NCBI's taxonomy places the organism in Eukaryota, Metazoa, Arthropoda, Insecta, Hemiptera, Pseudococcidae. Gene Ontology annotation, molecular function: phospholipid binding; structural constituent of cytoskeleton; actin filament binding. Gene Ontology annotation, biological process: actin cytoskeleton organization; neuron development. The coding region runs from base 365 to 7534 and encodes 2389 amino acids. Gene Ontology annotation, cellular component: cell projection; spectrin; cell junction. The transcript has 42 exons. The record is from RefSeq and is a predicted model, not a curated record.